This is a messenger RNA of Cyprinus carpio (common carp), 1722 nucleotides long. RefSeq names its product cytochrome P450 26B1. The record is from RefSeq and is a predicted model, not a curated record. NCBI's taxonomy places the organism in Eukaryota, Metazoa, Chordata, Actinopteri, Cypriniformes, Cyprinidae.
CGUUCACAGCCAUGCUCUUCGAGAGUUUUGACCUUGUCUCGGCGCUGGCGACGCUGGCUGCGUGUUUAGUGUCCAUGGCACUUCUUCUGGCCGUGUCCCAGCAACUCUGGCAGCUGAGAUGGACCGCAACACGGGACAAGAGCUGCAAGCUGCCUAUGCCCAAGGGCUCCAUGGGGUUCCCCAUCAUUGGAGAAACAUGCCACUGGUUCUUUCAGGGUGCAGGUUUCCAUGCAUCAAGGAGGCAGAAGUAUGGGAACGUAUUCAAGACACACCUGCUGGGACGGCCGCUCAUCCGGGUCACAGGGGCAGAGAAUGUGCGAAAGGUUCUGAUGGGAGAGCACAGUCUGGUCACUGUGGACUGGCCCCAAAGCACCAGCACUCUACUGGGUCCCAACAGUCUGGCCAACUCUAUAGGAGUCAUCCACCGCAAAAGGAGAAAGAUCUUUGCUAAAGUCUUCAGUCAUGAGGCUCUGGAGACCUACCUGCCCAAGAUCCAGCAGGUCAUUCAGGAGACCCUGCGGGUGUGGAGCUCCAAUCCUGACCCCAUCAACGUUUAUCAGGAAUCCCAGCGACUCUCCUUCCACAUGGCAGUGCGUGUACUCCUGGGUUUCCGCGUCUCUGAAGAGGAGAUGCACUGUCUUUUCAGCACUUUCCAGGAUUUUGUGGAGAAUGUUUUUAGCCUUCCCAUCGACCUGCCGUUUAGUGGUUAUAGGAAGGGUAUUCGUGCAAGAGACUCACUCCAGAAAAGCAUAGAAAAAGCCAUCAGAGAGAAACCUCUCCACACACAGGGGAAAGAUUACACUGAUGCUCUUGAUGUGCUUCUAGAGAGCGCCAAGGAGAACAACACAGAGCUUACAAUGCAGGAGCUCAAGGAGUCCACUAUUGAGCUGAUCUUCGCUGCUUUUGCCACGACAGCCAGUGCCAGCACGUCUCUGAUCAUGCAGCUGCUGCGACACUACGAACACCCUGCAGUGCUGGAGAAGCUGCGUGAGGAGCUGCGGAGUUGCGGUCUGCUGCAUGAUGGCUGUCUGUGCCAGGGUGAACUGCGACUGGACAGCAUCAUUAGCCUCAAGUACCUGGACUGCGUGAUCAAAGAGGUCCUGCGUCUGUUUGCCCCUGUGUCUGGAGGUUACCGCAUUGCCACCCAGACCUUUGAGCUGGAUGGUGUACAGGUACCCAAAGGUUGGAGUGUCAUGUACAGCAUCCGUGACACCCACGACACCUCAGCUGUGUUCAAGGACGUGGAGGCCUUUGACCCAGACCGGUUUAGCCCAGAGCGGGGCGAGGAUCGUGAGGGCCGCUUCCACUAUCUGCCCUUUGGCGGUGGUGUUCGCUCCUGCCUUGGCAAGCAGCUGGCCACUCUCUUCCUCAAACUCCUAGCUGUGGAGCUCGCGGGAGGGAGCCGUUUCGAACUGGCCACACGGACAUUCCCACGCUUGAUUUCGGUCCCUGUGGUGCACCCCACCGACGGCCUUCGUGUAAAAUUCUUCGGCCUUGACUCCAAUCAGAAUCAGAUCAUGGCCAAAUCGAGUGAGAUGUUGGAUGUCACCGUGUGACAGACUGGGCAGAAAAAGGAACAGACUUCAUAUUCUGAGCUGUCACCUGAAGUUCAAAAGACUCUCAUUUGCCAAAAAUGUAUAGUCUAUCAUUUGUAAAGAAGUAUAUCAUAAAUAUAUAAGAUGAACUGAACAUAUUGCUACAUCAGGAGAGCACAAGAGGAAG